This is a messenger RNA of Python bivittatus (Burmese python), 1571 nucleotides long. RefSeq names its product 15-hydroxyprostaglandin dehydrogenase (gene HPGD). The record is from RefSeq and is a predicted model, not a curated record. Gene Ontology annotation, biological process: prostaglandin metabolic process; female pregnancy. Gene Ontology annotation, molecular function: 15-hydroxyprostaglandin dehydrogenase (NAD+) activity. NCBI's taxonomy places the organism in Eukaryota, Metazoa, Chordata, Lepidosauria, Squamata, Pythonidae. Gene Ontology annotation, cellular component: cytoplasm.
AUAAAAUGAGAAGGGCACGGGAGGACAGAGAUAGCCUGCUUUUUUAUCUCCGGAAAGAAACAAAACGCGAAGGCUGGCACACGAAAUUCAGCCUGGGGACAGCCCGCCGGACAAUCACCAGAAGGGGAAGCUGCGAGUGGAGGUAGAGGAGGGGAGGGGCAAAGGGAGGCAACUUCAGUGCAGGUGACACCAAGUUCAGCUUGGCCGUGCCGGAUUCGGUUUUCCUUCAGACCUGGCUCUCCUCCGCGCCUGGAGGCUGCGGGGAGGUGAAAAGCAGCAGCCGAGGAGAAUCGCCGGAGCGACCGUGCAGCUCUGAGCGGAAGGGACCCUCGUGGACAACAGAGUAAAGAGAAGGAAAAUGCACCUGAAGGACAAAGUGGCGCUGGUCACUGGGGCAGCUCAGGGCAUAGGCCAAGCGUUCGUCGAAGCCCUGCUGGAAAAGGGCUGCAAGGUAGCACUUGUAGAUCUGAAUGCAGAUGUAGGCAAAGCCAGCAAAGAUGCCUUUGAUAAGCAGUAUGAUCCACAGAGAACUCUCUUCAUUCCAUGUGAUGUUUCAAAUGAAGAAAAACUUAAAGAUGCAUUUAAAAACACAAUUCAACAUUUUGGAAAUCUGGAUAUUCUAAUUAAUAAUGCUGGAGUGAAUGAUGAAAAGAACUGGGAAAACACGGUCCAAAUCAACUUGAUUUCAGUAAUUAGAGGAACAUAUAUUGGACUAGAAUACAUGAAAAUUGAAAACGGUGGCAAUGGAGGGGCUAUUAUUAAUACAGCAUCAUUAGCAGGGCUGUGGCCAGUUGCAUACCAACCAGUCUAUUCUGCUUCAAAGCAUGGGGUAAUUGGAUUUACACGUUCAGUGGCUAUGGCUGCUACAGCAAAAAAUUAUGGGGUACGAAUAAAUACUAUCUGUCCUGGUUUUGUCAACACACCAAUUCUUCAGACAGCUUUCAAGGAAGAAAAGAUGGGUUUAUAUUAUUCAUUCAAAGAGGAAAUCAAAGAUAAGAUGCAAUUCUAUGGCAUUUUGGAGCCAUCACUAAUUGCUGAAGGACUGAUAAAACUCCUUGAAGAUGAUUCAUUAAACGGAGAAGUUAUGAAGAUUACAAAACAAGGGAUUAAUUUUCAUGAAUAUUGCCCACUUCCAUAAAAAUAAAGCUUACUAUUUUUUUCUUAGAAUAAUUCGUAAUAUUUGCUUCCUUACUAAUUGUUACAACAAGAAAAUCUUGAUUAAUGUUAACAGUUCAUUUCAAAUAGUUCUGUCAGUAUGUGAAGGAUUUUUGAUAUUAGAAAUUAGUUAUUUUUACAUCAAUUAAUAUUUCAAAUGCUGUACAAAUAUGCUAUAUAAUUUUAUUUGUGGAAAAAUACAAUUACAAAUGUGAUGUUUAUGUAGUGAUAACUGGUUAAGUUUCAAUUUAGUGUUUUUACAGUAUAGAUUUAAGAUAAGAAUAGUAGCAGUACACAUUCUGUCACUCACAGAUCAAUCCAUGUAGCAUGGAAUCUUGUCAGGGUCUGGUGUACAUUGUACAGGAUUGCAUAUUUAAGAUUUGAUUCAAAUUAAAUAAUUUUAUAUUUGUAAUAAA